AAUUAUUUAUUGGACGGAAGGCUGUCUGUCUCUCAUCGAUGCGAAAUCGCAGACUCUAUAUUUCCGAAGGGCCAAAUAGCGAUACAAGGACUGGUGUGGAAACGGUGCCAGAAUCCUACCAUUAUUUGCCCCCUCUCUCCCUCCUCUCUCCUUCUGUGUGCGGGCGCAGAAAAUCCACAAGGACAAGAUCUUCGAGGAGGUACCAUGGAUGAACUCGAGAGUCGGACAUAAUUGCCAGUCACCGGAGCGGAAAAAGAGAACCACACAGCGGCCGUGGUCCAUCGGACGAGUCAGCUUCAGCUAUAUGAAAGCAGUACCACCUUCCUGAGGCCAUUUUGGAAGGGGAACUAACUCUCUUCUGUUUCUCCGCCUCCCUGCCUGGAAGAGCUCCUCUUAUUUUCAAGUGCACGAAGCGCCGAGCAAGCUUGAGAGAUCAGUAUACGAAGCAGCUUUGAAGGUUCGGAAUGGUGCAAGAGGGAGAAGAAGAAACUCGGAUGGCAAAUCAUAGAGUCGGUGAAACUGGCCUUUCUGAUUCUGGACCUUCAACUCGAUCAGUCGCUGAUGGAAUUCAUGGCACCACUCCUCAAGCUGCGACUAAUUUCUUUGAUCAGGAAGGAGCUGCCUACUUUGGGGAGUUGGAAAAGGCUCUCAUGCAGGGAGUAGACGGCAUAAGAGAAACCGAAGAAGACACAAAGGCCUUUUUCGCAACCAGGCCAGCGACACUUGAGAUCUUCCCAUCAUGGCCAAUGAGAUCCCAGCAAACUCCCAGAGGGAAGACACGAUCGGCGAACAGCACCGAUCUAGGCUCGGCUCAAGACACCACCACAUCUCAUCUAGGAUCAGACUCUACAGCAAGCAGAAGGGCUUCUUCGGACCAGUCUGCUGACCAGGAGCAGGCGAUGAUGACGAUGAUGAUCGCAGGCGACGGCUCCAUCACAGGAACGACACCAACUUCUCAACUCGCAUCCCAAGAGAAGAGAAAGAUGACUGGUUCAGCUGCAGGAAAAGAUGGAAAGAAACUUGAUGCUAAGACGUUAAGACGCCUAGCUCAAAAUCGAGAGGCAGCAAGAAAGAGCCGGCUGAGGAAAAAGGCUUACGUGCAACAAUUAGAGUCCAGUAGAAUUAGACUUCAGCAGUUAGAGCACGAUCUCCAGCGAGCAAGAUCACAGGGUCUCUUCUUAGGAGUGGCAGGCAGCGCAAAUGGAGCUGUCACUUCCGGCGCAGCGAUGUUUGACGUGGAAUAUGCUCGAUGGCUGGACGAGAACUGCAAGCACAUGUCCGACCUUCGAGGUGCAAUGCAGGCUCACCUCCCCGACGGCAAUCUUGGUGUAAUCGUAGAUCAAUGCAUCGCGAACUACGAUGAUCUCUUCCGUCUGAAAGAAAUUGUUGCGAAAUCCGACGUAUUCCACCUCUUGAAUGGUACAUGGAUGACUCCAGCGGAGCGCUGUUUCCUGUGGAUGGGUGGGUUUAGGCCCUCUGAGCUCCUCGAGAUACUGAUGCCUCAUCUUGAUCCAUUGACGGAGCAACAGCUACUGGUGAUCGGCAACCUGCGGCUCUCGUCGCAGCAGGCGGAGGAGGCUCUCUCGCAGGGCCUCGAGCAGCUUCACCGGUCUUUGUCUGACACCGUCACCGGCGAUUCUCUCAGCGACGGCGUCGAUGUCGGAAAUUACAUGGGCCACAUGGCUCUUGCACUGGGGAAGCUGGCCAACCUCGAAGGAUUCGUCCGCCAGGCUGAUAACCUGAGACAACAAACGUUGCACCAGUUGCGUCGGAACUUGACGAUCAAGCAAGCAGCAAGAUGUUUCCUAGCGAUCGGAGAGUAUUAUACUCGUCUGCGUGCUCUGAGCUCUCUGUGGGCUUCUCGCCCUCGGCAGAGCUUAAUCGUUCAUGACAGUGUUGUCUCAUCAGCGACAGACCUGCAGAUUGUUCAUCAACCACUGCAGAAUCAUUUUACUUCCUUCUGAAAAGAUUCCCAAUCAAGAAAUAUGCUGUGCAUAGUUUCCAUUUUGAGCUCAUCCAUGUUGUACCAUGACUGUAUUCUUAUGCAUUAGGAGAUUUGUACUUGGCCCAAAAAAAAGAGCUCAAGGGUGCUAAAAGCAAGAUUAUUCUAAUGCA
Molecule: messenger RNA, 2115 nt
Organism: Musa acuminata subsp. malaccensis (wild Malaysian banana)
Lineage: Eukaryota; Viridiplantae; Streptophyta; Magnoliopsida; Zingiberales; Musaceae
Product: transcription factor TGAL5
Biological process (GO): regulation of DNA-templated transcription; DNA-templated transcription
Molecular function (GO): sequence-specific DNA binding; DNA-binding transcription factor activity
Source: RefSeq, a predicted model, not a curated record